AUGGGUGGCCACGCUUUCCCCUCCGCUCACACGCCACGCAUGCCUGAGAAUGUCUAUCGCAGCGUGCUUGAGCACGUUGAGUCUAGACUCAAGGAGCACUUUGAGCAUGUAGGACAUGCCAUUGAAGGCCCAGAAAAAUUCACUCACGGUGACAUCGAUGUAUUUGUUGCCACUCCUAUCAAUCCCAGCCAUCUCUUGAAACCACCAGGUGGUCAAUUUCUUGCCGAUAUCAUACAAGGCAAGCAGUUCAGCAAACCUUCAGGGGGCUCGAGCGUCAGUAUUCUGAUCGAUUGGCCCGAGGAGUUUGCUUCUGAGAUCCCGACAUUGAAUGAUGAUGAAGAGCCACAAGACUCGACGGGUAACACGAAAUCUGCUCACAUUCAAGUUGAUCUGACAAUCUGCUCCAACUCUACCGGCUUGGAAUGGCUGCUCUUUCUACAUGCACACGGCGAUUUGUGGGCCAUGCUUGGUGGAAUCAUUCGUCGACUUGGCCUCACCAAUUCUCACAAGGGACUUGCCAUCCGCAUCGAAGAAACAGAGGGAUACAACAAAGAACGAAGUCGCGUUACUAUGACCAAUGAUCCCUACCAAGUAUUGCGAUUCCUCGGCCUGAACAUUGAGCGCUACUUCAAGCCUUUCAGCACCUUGGAUGAAAUGAUGUCCUAUGUUACUACAUGCCGCUUUCACGACCCCAGGCGAGGGGCUGGGAAACCGCGCGAGGGCCUUAAAUCCAACGAAAGACAACGAGCCAACAAACGUGCUGCUUACACUUACUGGGUCGACGAGUAUCUCCCGGCACAUCAGAAUGACCCUUGCCGGCGCGACGCACACAAGACUCGUGACGAAGUCAUCGAAAUAGCCACCCGAUUCUUCGACCUCGAAUUCACAACUCGGUACGACGAGCAGAAGAAGAAAAUCGUCCACGAAUUCCGCGCUAGCAACAUGUGGUCCGAGAUUCGCAAAUCUAUCCCCACAACUGGCAACGAGUUAGGCCGUGCAAUGAAAGGUCUCAAAGCCGUGAUCCUCGCCACUAACAGUGAAGUUUCCCCGGGCGGCGACGACGAGCUGCAGAAGGAGCUGUAUGAAGUUCGCAUCGCGUUUCUGGAAGGUCGGUUCGACGAGGUCCAGGCGUGGAGCAGCAAGAACUGGCGACUGGUUGGGGGGAAGCAGACCACUCUGGAAGGAAUUGUCCCGCGGACAAGCCUGAAGAAUGCGCAUGUGGAAUUGAAGACCCAUGGCUUGCCUAUCGGAGGAGAUGUCAUGCGGGCUGCUGCAUGA
Messenger RNA from Exophiala bonariae, 1278 nucleotides. RefSeq lists its product as uncharacterized. Lineage: Eukaryota; Fungi; Ascomycota; Eurotiomycetes; Chaetothyriales; Herpotrichiellaceae. The transcript has a single exon. Bases 1 to 1278 code for a protein of 425 amino acids. The record is from RefSeq and is a predicted model, not a curated record.